Histoplasma capsulatum G186AR is the source of this 3097-nucleotide messenger RNA. Its product is annotated as putative PH domain-containing protein. Gene Ontology annotation, molecular function: lipid binding. The record is from RefSeq and is a predicted model, not a curated record. Gene Ontology annotation, biological process: phospholipid transport. The transcript has 4 exons. The coding region runs from base 1 to 2733 and encodes 910 amino acids. Gene Ontology annotation, cellular component: endoplasmic reticulum; ERMES complex. NCBI's taxonomy places the organism in Eukaryota, Fungi, Ascomycota, Eurotiomycetes, Onygenales, Ajellomycetaceae.
AUGCGAAUGCCAAGACCCAUCGACAUGGAUUUGCUGCCAUUGCCAGCCAAUCAUGGCCUGGGGCAAGCGGCAUCGGCAACCACGCCUGUCUGGGCUCUCAAGUGGCCACCAAACCACCUUGGAUGUUUCUUCGUCGCCUUUGGGAAUUGGGUGCCAUCCCUCUUCUUGUUCUCAUUGAGGAUUACAUUCGCGUGUCCAUUUCGUUUCUUUCAGCGAAACUACCAUUAUCCUCGCGCUUCUCGAUGGAGGCGGACCACUCCUGCCGGCGAGGUCGUAGCAACAGAGAGCCCGAGUGUCUACCAGAGCAUGUACCGGAGCAUAUUCGACCGAAAGCAGGCUCCAACCAUCGACCCUACCAAAGGAAAUGGGAAAAACCCUAAGAAGGCGAGGAAUGUGUUUUUCGUGAUCUUGAGACAUGGCCAUUUAAUGCUCUAUGACGAUGCAGAACAAAUAGAAGUUCGUUAUGUGAUCUCAUUAGCUCACCACAACGUUAGCAUUUAUAAUGGCGGGGAUCCGAUACCCGAAGGGGAGCUCUGGAUUAAGAGAAACGCGAUUUGUUUGACGAGGAAGCCAGACUCGACCCCGGAUGCACUGGAAUCGAGAUCCUCUACGUUGCCGUUUUAUCUGUUUUCGGAGAAUCUUUCUGAAAAGGAAGACUUUUAUUUUGCAAUUUUGAAGAACCUUGAGAAGAUUCCAGAUUCUCCAGAUUCUCCCCCGACCCCUCAGCAUUACGACGUGAAGCAUAUAGUCACUCUUAUACAACGGCUACAUUCAUCUGAGGAACACCUUCAAACUCGAUGGAUCAAUGCCUUGAUGGGUCGGCUAUUUCUGGCGAUGUAUAAAACUCCCGAUUUUGAAUCAUUUAUCCGGAGAAAGAUCACGAAGAAGAUAUCCCGAGUGACGAAGCCUAAUUUUAUCACCAAAAUUUCUCUCCAAAACAUCGAUGCUGGGGAAGGGGCUCCGCUUAUUACUAACCCUAGACUCAGAGAUCUUACUAUCGAUGGAGAUUGCUGCGUCGAGGCAGAUGUUAACUAUAGUGGAAAUUUUCGCCUAGAGGUGGCAGCUACAGCUCGCAUCGAGCUUGGUACGCGCUUUAAGCCUCGAGAAGUUGACUUAGUACUGGCAGUUGUGUUAAAAAACCUCAAGGGUCACGGCCUAUUGCGAUUUAAACCCCCCCCUAGCAAUCGACUCUGGGUUUCGUUUGAGAGCAUGCCUCAUAUGGAAAUGUCAAUAGAACCCAUAGUCAGUACCAGACAGAUUACAUACGGUGUGAUUCUUCGUGCCAUCGAAAGCAGGAUAAGGGAAGUCGUUGCGGAAAGUUUAGUCCUUCCAUUCUGGGACGAUAUACCAUUCCUAGAUACCGAACACGAAACCUUCCGUGGUGGUAUUUGGCAUCACCCUCCAAAACGCCCGCCGAAAACUGUGAUCCCUGACGAACCUGAAGCACAACAAGAACCCCUUGACCCGGUGUCUCCGCUUGUUGCUGUGCCCAAUAAUACUGAUGCCACCAUGGCUCCGCCUUCAACGCCUGGGCCAGCUUCGUCAGCCAUAGCGAGUCGAAGAGGUUCGAAAUCCAUACCCUCGCAGCUAGGGGAAUUGGGUUCGUCGGUUUCCUCUGGCAUGGACAGAGGAAAUCGACUGGAACCCCCUCGAGCUAUUAGAUCCCGAACAUUCUCACAUGUUGCCGAUCCUGUCGUCACAGCAGAUACCGUGAAAGUAGACCAUUCCGUUUGGGAUUCAAAAUUGGAGGAAAAAGAUGCAACAGCCACCAUGAUUGAGAUAUCUAACCGCUCCCAGCCAAACUCUCCCACAGGAACGCCAGUUGGCUCACCUCCAAAAGAAGCAUCCUCAAUGCACAGAAAACAGGUGUCACCCAGAUCCAGCACUAUAUCCGACGAGACCAGACCAAUCGAUAUUACACCCCGUACACCUUCGACGCGCGAUAGUUUUUCACCAGCUACGCUGUCUAUAUCCAGUAGUCCACGAAGCUCAAGCUUUUCUUUAAAAAGUGAGACGAACAAACAAAACAAAACCUCUGGAUCUCAGCCUAUAGUUGACGUUCCAAAUAAUAAAACCCCUGAACGACAAGUUAUAGGAUCAAUAGGGUCGGCAGCCGCUGCUGCGCGAAAAUGGGGUUUGAAUGUUCUUAAACGGAAUGGAGAGCCGUCUUUAAAAGGAGACAACAAAACACUAAUGCCAGAUCAUCCUAUUGGGCGGGGACACCCACUACCUCCACCAGGCACACCUCUUCCGCUUCCAGACAAGUUUGGCUUCUUGUCUAAUCCUUCCAUACCGAAACGUAAACCAUUACCCCCGCCGCUAUUACCCGAGCGACCGCAGAAGGCUUCUCGUCCUGUACCUAAACCUCCACUUCCAAGUCGUCCUGGCUCAUCUGCAAAGAAAAGCCAAGAACAAAUGUCGGACGAGCUUUUGAUCAUCGAAGCCCCUCUUGGCUCAGAACCCACAACACCAGUUACUGAUUUUUCUCCUGACGACAAAGAAAAGGAGAACACUAACUUCGUGGAAAGUAAUUUGCCUCCAAUAGAACAUAACACAUCAGUAUCAAUGAUUGCAGAGUCACUUGGUGCUGAGAACAGCAAGGACAGUGACCUGAAAGCACAGGAAGACAGCAUGCAAUCGACAGGAACUAUGCCCUCAAAGGAUGAGGCGAUAGCAAAACCCCCCUCUGUACUAACUCACAAUGAACAAACAGACUUUCUUCUCCAUCCGUGAGCCAUAUUCCUACAUGUUGCUCAUUGUCUCAUUUUCGUUUCGUUCUGCCCACCUUAUCCAGGCGUCAUGCGAAUUUAUUUAGCUUCGUUCUUCCGUUCCCUUUUCCGUUUCCCUUACCUUUCAUUUCAUUUCCAUUCGGCUUUCUGAGGAAGAUUCAUGGGGACCAUUCAUCAGUAAGGAGUUGGGUUCCUAGAUUUUGUCAUUGACUAUUCUUUACUUGGAUUAUAGGUUUUCUUAUUAUCUACACCCUUUAGUAGGCGUAGCUGGAAUUACCGGCGGUGUAACGGCGUUACCUAGAUUAUUUAUACCACCCUGGCUUAGAUAGUAGAUGAAAUUAGAUUGUAAUCAACAUUAUCAUUUUAAG